CGGUGGUGGCGGUGGUGGCGGUGGCGGUGGUGGCGGUGGACGCGUCGGGAGUCACGGUUCUCCUCUGCUGGCGGACCAGGGGGUUGGCGGUGACGGUGGCGGUGAUGGGGGGGCAGACAGGCUAGACACGGACGCGGUGGCGCGCGUCGCUGCCCGCCCUCCCCUGUCCUCCGGAGACACGGCUGGCCGCUUGUCCCGGCUGGAGCAGGAGUUCCAGGGCCUCGCCACCAUGCUGGACAUGCUCAAGGCUCAGAACGUGGAGUUGGUGGGUCGCGUGAAGCAGCUGGAGUCCUGCGAGUGCCGCCGGCCGGCGUGCGAGUGGCAGGGGCGAGCCCGUGCCCACGACGAGCGCUGGGAGGGCGACCCGUGCCACUCCUGCUCGUGCCGCGCCGGCUCCGUGGAGUGCGUGCCGCGCGCCGACCGCCCAGAGUGCGCCGGCUGCAGCUACGACGGGAAGAUCUACAAGAACCAGGAGACGUUUCACAUCAACGCCUGCACGUCCUGCGUGUGCGUGAAUGGAGACGUCAGCUGCAAGGAGGAGGAGUGCGCUCCAGCCAAGUGCCGCAACUCCGUCAAGAAGCCCGGAGUCUGCUGCCCCACGUGUCCCAAGGACUGCGAGGGUGGCCAUGCGCACACGGUCACGUGGGCUCCCGACGACUGCACCACGUGCCGCUGCACGGAUGGGAUUGCUGAGUGCCAGGCGACCGUGUGUGCUGAGCUCAGCUGCCCUGUCACUCAGCACCUGCCUGGGCAGUGCUGCCCCUCCUGCCGGCCUGGCUGCGAGUAUGAAGGACAGCGUUACAAGGAUGGGCAGUUCUUCACCGCAAACAGCAACCCCUGUCUGAAUUGCUCUUGUUUGGACAGCCUGAUCCGCUGCUCGCCCGUGCACUGCCGGCCACUCACGUGCAGCCACCCCGUGCAAAGACCCGGGCAGUGCUGCCCAGAGUGCCGCGGAUGCCAAAUCAACGGCCAGGCGCUGGAGAAUGGAGAGACGGUCAACCCCGGUGGCGGCUGUCAGAAAUGCACCUGCCUGGGCGGCGAGCUGGGAUGUGACCGGGGCGCACCGGUGUGCGAGCUGCCCUCCUGCCCCCACCCCGGCCGCCCGGAAGGGCAGUGCUGCCCCGCGUGCGACGGGUGUGAGUUUGAGGGGCAGACGUUCCGCAGUGGAGAGACGCGACCCUCGCCCCUCGCUGGGCCCUGCAUCCAGUGCACCUGCACGAGCGGCACGGUUCACUGCGUGGAGGAGGUCUGCCCCCCGCUGCCCUGCAUGGAGCCCCACGUGGAGCCGGGACGCUGCUGCCCCAUGUGUAGAGGCUGUGUGGUAGACGGGAAGGAGGUCGCGGAGGGCGCGCGAGUGGAGGGGCCGGACGAGACGUGCCCAACCUGCCGGUGCCUCGACGGGCAACUCCUGUGCCACGGGGCGCUCUGCCUCCCCACGCUCUGCCAGCAUCCGGCCCGCAUUGCCGAGGAUUGCUGCGCCGUCUGUGAUCGCUGCAGCUACAGAGACCGCAUGUUCAGCAAUGGCCAGGCCUUCACUGACCCCAGCGACCCAUGCCUCAACUGCCUCUGCCAGGACGGCACCGUGACCUGCGACCCUGCCGCGUGCCCUCCGACCCCAUGCAGCCGCCCGGAGAAGGUGGAUGGCCACUGCUGUCCGAGGUGCCCCGGUGAGACGGAGAGAGACACCUGCACCCGGGGCUCGAACCUAGGCCCCCAGAGACGCUGGCCCAUUGUGUCUGACACGCCCAUCACGUGCCCCACGAACUCGCGCAGCCACGGAGUGAUUUCCGGUUUUACUCCUCCACAUUCAGAAUGGACGUCCGUUUCGAGUUUUUUUGGCUGCUAUGAACUUCCAGACGGUGAUGAGUGGCAGGCCGGGCAGCGCGUGGCGCGCCGCACGGAGCCCUUGCCGUCAUCCCCACACGCCCGCCCGCUCCCACCAGACUGCACGUUCGAGGACCGCGUGUGGCGCGAGGGGGAGCGCUUCCCGAACCCCGCGGGCAGCUGCCAGGACUGCGUGUGCCAUGACGGGCGCGUGGAGUGCCGGGAGCGGGCCUGCCCUCAGCCCGCCUGCCCUCACAGCGCGCCGGGCGCCUGCUGCUCCAACAACUGCAACGGCUGCAGCUAUGCCGGGAAGGACUACCCCAACGGGAUGGAGUUCCCACACUCCUCUGACGAUUGUCGCGUCUGCCACUGCAUCAACGGCAAGGUGCAGUGUCCCAAGAAGCGCUGCCCCGUGCUGGGCUGCCCCGACUCACUGCUGCCCCCAGGAGCCUGCUGCCCCAAGUGUCCAGAGCCCCCCGCGGGCUGCGUGUACCUGGGCGUGCGCUACGACCACGCUCAGCGGUUCUACGACCCGAGCGAGCGGUGCCGCGCGUGCGUGUGUGCCAACGGCACGGUGACGUGCAUGCGGCGGCCGUGCCCACCGGCGCCGUGCUCGCACCCGCGGGCGCACGCCUGCUGCCCCUCCUGCGACGGCUGCCUCCUGCACGGCGUGGAGCUGGUGGAGGGGGAGCGCCGGCCGCAGCCCGGCGAGCCGUGCCGCGAGUGCGUGUGCGCGGCGGGCUCCGUGACGUGCCACGCGCCGCGCUGCCCCGCGCCCGCUUGCCCGCACCCGGCGCGCGGGCGCUGCUGCCCGUCCUGCGACGGCUGUGGCUACCUGGACUCCGAGUACCUCAACGGGCAGGAGUUUGAGGAGCCGGGCUCGCCGUGCCGCGUGUGCGUCUGCUCCGACGGCGCCGUGACGUGCCGCGUGCGCCCGUGCCCCCGCCCCGCGCGCUGCACGCACCCAGCGGUGCCGCGCGGCGCGUGCUGCCCGGCGUGCGACGGCUGCGUGGUGGACGGAGUGACGCACAAGAACGGAGUUUCAUUCCUCGACCCCAAGGACGACGUCUGCUCUCGCUGCACGUGUUCGGAGCGGGCGCAUUCCGCGGCGAGGGCCUCGCCCUCCGUCCCUACGCGUGCCGCUGGACGGGAGGUGGCAGGGCCGGGGGUUUUUGAUGCCGUGGGCGGAGAGGGCUGCCGGUUCCAGGGCAGAGACUACGCGGAUGGAGACGUUUUCCCUGCCCCCAAGGCGCAGUGUCAGGACUGCACCUGCAAGCGAGGCUCCGUGCGCUGCUCCCCCCGCGUGUGUCCCUCCGCCCCCCCCGCCGGCGGGCCCUGCCCCCACCCGGGGCUGGACGCUUGCGGCUGCGCCGAGUGCGGCAGCUGCCGGUUUGGGGGGCGGGCGUGCGCCGACGGGGAGGCGUUCCCCCACCCCGGCGAGCCCUGCUCCACCUGCCUGUGUCAGUCGGGCCGUGUGACGUGCGAGCCGCCCGCGUGCCCCCCGCUCAGCUGCGCCGACCCGGAGCCCCCCGUGCCCCCCGCGUGUUGCCCCGUGUGCUCGGGGGGGUGCCGCGUCGAGGGGGGGGGCCCGCGCGUCCCCCACGGACGCCGCUACGAAGACCCCCGCAGACCGUGCCACUCCUGCACCUGCAGGAACGGCGACCUCUCCUGCUCCCCGCGCCGCUGCCCCCGCCCGCGCUGCUCCCACCCGCUGCCGGCGCGGCCCCCGGCCUCGUGCUGCCCCUCGUGCGCCGGCGGCUGCCUCCACGAGGGCGUCGAGCUGGCCGAGGGGCAGGCGGCGCCGCGGCCGGAGCGUGCGCCCUGCCAGCGCUGCGUGUGCCUGGCGGGCAGCGUGCUGUGCGCGCCCGUCGCCUGCCCCCGCGAGGGCGCCGCCUGCCUCCGGCCCCGCGUGCCCGAGGGGCAGUGCUGCCCCGUGUGCGAAGGCUGCAUGCACAUGGGCGUGGAGCUGAGCGAAGGUGACACCUGGACCGACCCUCGUUCCCCGUGCGAACUCUGCGUCUGUAAGGUGGGGCGCGUGCUUUGCGAGCUGGGGGAGUGCAGCGACUGUCUGCACGAAGGCCGCUCGCUCGCGGACAGAGAAACCAUCCAGCCAGACGCCUGCACCACCUGCACCUGCCAGGCAGGGAGUGUGCAGUGCACAGCAAAUCCGUGUCCUCCUCUCCGCUGCGUCCAUCAGUUCACGGUUCCGGGGGAAUGCUGCCCACAGUGCCAAGGCUGCGUGUACGAGGGGCAGGUGCACGAGGAGGGCUCCGCGUGGGUGCCCGCGGCGCGGCCGUGCCUCUCCUGCGCCUGCGACUCGGGCGUCGUCACGUGCUCCGCGCCGCUCUGCGUCGCCGUGUCGCCCUGCGCGCCGCCGACCUCCGACCCCGGCGACGGGCGGUGCUGCCCGCGGUGCUCCGGCUGUGUACACGGCAGUGUAACCCACAAACCAGGACACUCGUUCCAGCCGUCAGGCGACCCCUGUGAGAUCUGCUUCUGCGAGGAGCUGUCGAGCGGCGAGCACGUGCUGCACUGUGAGCGCAGGAUGUGCCCGAGCCUCGUGGACUGCCCCCAAGCCAGCGUGCAGCCUCCCCUACCGGGCAGCUGCUGCCCCACCUGCACAGCGGCUCUGGGCAACUGCUCGUUGUCGGUGAGCGGGCGCCAGGUGUACGCCAGCGAGGACCCCUGCUACGUGUGCGAGUGCCAGGAGUUCACGUGGGUGUGCGUUCGCCAGCUGUGCCCCACCCUGAGCUGCCCCCUGGUGGAGCAGUUCACCCCACCUGAGUCGUGCUGCCCCAUCUGCGAAGAUUGCGUGAUCGAGGAUCGACGCAUACCCGACGGAGGGACUUUCCUCGACGGAGCAAACAGCUGCAUCACCUGCAUCUGCUCGCUUGGACACGUAGAAUGCACCAUCGAAGAAUGUGCCCCGGUGCAUUGUGGGAUGGGAAUGGAGCUCGAAAUUCUUCCUGGGGUGUGCUGCCCCGAAUGCCGAGAGCGGAGCGUGCCGUGCGUGUACGCGGGCCGCGAGCUGGGCCCCGGUGCGCGCUGGGCCGUGGACGAGUGUACGCGCUGCGUCUGCGUGGGUGGCUCCGUGCACUGCAGCACGGAGCGCUGCGCCCCGCCGCACUGCCCCUCCGACGAGAUCCCGACGCUGACGGGCGGCGCGUGCUGCCCCCGCUGCCUGCCCCGCCCGGCCACGUGCGUGGUGUUUGGUGACCCGCACUACCGCACCUUCGACGGCGCCACGGUUCACUUCCAGGGCUCCUGCAGCUACACGCUGGCGCAGGACUGCGCCGCGCGCGACUUCACGAUCCAGGUGACGAACGACAACCGUGGCCUGCAGGGCGUGUCGUGGACGCGCGACGUGCUGGUGCGUGUCGGGGAUGCACACGUGUGGCUGUUGCAGGACUGGGAGGUCAAGGUGAAAGGCGAGACCGUGACGCUGCCGUACCUGAAGGAGCCGCACCUGUACGUGGAGAGGAAAGCGAACCACAUCCUCCUCAACACCAACAUCGGCCUCAAGGUGCUGUGGAACGGCAAGAGCCACCUGGAGGUGAGCGUGCCCGGCUCCUACAAGGAGCGGACAUGCGGCCUGUGCGGGAACUUCAACGGCAUCGCGCAGGACGACACGAGGCUGCCCAGCAACGCCAUCGCGUCCUCGCACGCGCACUUCGGCAACAGCUGGAAGGUCACCGACCCCGACCCCAGCUCCCCCGCGCCGUGCGAGGACGCGGACGACGUGGACCCGUGCCGCCGCGCCGGCUACCGCGCCCACCGCGAGGCCAACGCGCGCUGCCGUGCCCUGCGGGGCGCGGCGGGCGGCGCCUUCGCCCCGUGCCGGGCCGCCGUGCCGCCCGCCGCCUUCUACGCCGCCUGCGUCUACGACCUCUGCGCCUGCGCCGCCGGGCUCGGCGGCGGCGGCGGCGGCGGCGGCGGCGGGCCGGCGACGUCGCCCGAGACGUCGCCCGAGACGUGUCUGUGCGACGUGCUGGAGGCGUACGCCGCUCGCUGCCACGCCGCCGGUGUCCACGUGCAGUGGCGCACGGCCACGUUGUGCGCCGUGGACUGCCCGACGGAGCGUGGCUACGUCUUCGACGAGUGCGGCCCCCGCUGCCCACGCACCUGCUACAACCGCGACGUGCCGCUCGGCGUGGUGGAGGCGGCGUGCCUGCAGCCGUGCGUGCCGGGCUGCCAGUGCCCCGCCGGCCUCGUCGAGCACCUGGGCGCCUGCGUGCGCCCCGACGCUUGCCCCUCGGUGGUGUACGGCGACGACGCGGGGCCCACCGCCGCCGCCGCCGCCGCCGCUGCCGCCGCUGCCGCCGCCGCCGCGUAACACCCCGGCGACGCCGGCGCUCGUGCCUCUCGCCCGAGAGCGGUGGAGCGUUCGCUCUACGUACGUCCGUCCGUCCGUCCGUUCCAUCCAUCCCGUCGCGUCCGUCCAUCUGUCCCAUCCAUCCCGUCCCGUCCCGUCCCAUCCGUCCGUACCGUCCGCCUACAAAUAACUCGGUGUGGGGUUAACGCCACGUGGCUACUCUGGGCCCUCUGCCGCGAAACCUGCCGCACGCCGCCGGGCCCGCGAGACGCAAAGCGGCGCAUCCCGUCGUGAUUGCCCUCGCGCCGUGAGAACCACGAAGCCGGCGCCGGCGCCGUGCUCGCGACGUGGGUGCGACGUGCGCUCCGCUGACCGGCCGUGGUAUCAAACAAAGCGGAGCCACCCUGGACCCAAUCCCCUUGCCAGCGCUGACCCUGACCCUCGGUGGUGCAUUCCAACAUUCGCCUUAACUCUCAACGCGAGCUCUGACCGCGGUCCUGGGCCAGAGUCGAACUCGCGCGCCCGUCUUCUUCACCGUGUUCAGGGAAUGUGCUCUAAACGCCUCAAACAAAGCCCUCCAACUGCACCCUCUGUCCCACAAAGCCACACAAACUCUCAUCCACACCUCACUCGCGCUACGUAGCCGUCCGUUUGUGCUUUAACUUUCGCCAGUUGCCAUUUUAGACACGUAUAUUAUAUUUUUAUAACAACAUAUUUUUAUUUUUGCGUUCACAUCAUACCUCUGCAUGUAAUUGAACCUAUAUCCAAAGACAAAGAUCCCCCGUGUAGCCUUAACAAUCUCUUGGGGCAAGUGCUGUUAGCGAGCACUGAUGAAGGCCAGAAUGGCACACGAGGGGGUGGGGUGGCCAGCAACACCACGCCCGGCCACCUUUGUCUCCCCAAGCGCUGAUGUUUUACACAGCACACCCAGGUGCUCAUUUAAGGCUGAGUCGACCUCGGGGAGACUCAGGACCGGUUCGAAUAUCUGCCACUGGUUAUGAGCGGGAGUUGAACCCGGGUUGCCGGGUCCGGAGCGUGGCGUUCACAUCCACUUCCGCGCCCCACAAUUGAACAUGCACACACACACACGUAGCCUUAACAGACUUGGGGGCAAGUGUGUGUGUGUAAUGGGUGCUAACAUCAGGGUAUUUUAUAUAUAUAAAAAUAUAUAUAAUCGCAUUUUUAUACAAACACUUGUGUGACGUGUCUAGUUUUUAACAAAGCAUUUUUUUUACGCAUAUAAAUGAUUACCAAUUGCAAAUGUAUAUAUAUUUGUUUAAUCAAUUAAAUGCAUUUGCAUACCACGUGUGUGCUGUUUGUGUGCUCGGGUCAAUGUUUUCCUUCACGAGUCAUCAAAUAAUUCGUGAUGCCAACGCUGCACACUACCGCCGCCGCCACGGCACCAGGCAUCUGCCCGCUCUGGAAGAGAGAGGACACGGACUCGUGCGGACGUGCGGUCGGUCAGAGCCGCCCUCCUCGGGCGUCACGGCAUAUCCGGGGAGACUGCCCCGGGCCCCGCGUUUUGGGGGAUGUAAUACUGAGAAAAAAAAUAAGAAUCGGCGUUUUUACCCUUUCAGCCAAUAAAACAGCAGGAGUGGCGUGAAGAUGUUCAAACACCAAACAGAAACCUUUGGCAAGGAAUCGAGUCACAGCGUGAAGCACCGCACGGUAAUUGCGGUGAACAUGCACACAACCAUGCCGUGAUAAUAGAUACGGCAUCGUCUUUGAGACUGAUGAACCUACACCAGAUAUGGCAUCGUCUUUGAGACUGAUGAACCUACACCAGAUACGGCAUCGUCUUUGAGACUGAUGAACCUACACCAGAUACGGCAUCGUCUUUGAGACUGAUGAAUCUACACCAGAUGAGACUGAUGAACCUACACCAGAGACGGCAUCGUCUUUGAGACUGAUUAACCUACACCAGAUACGGCAUCGUCUUUGAGACUGAUGAACCUACACCAGAGACGGCAUCGUCUUUGAGACUGAUGAAGCUACACUAGAGACGGCAGCCUUCUCUAUAGCCGAGUCUCACCAGCGGUGUUAGGCCAGAGAACAUCGCCAAAAGGCGAACGGUACCAGGACAAUGCCACACGUGUCGGAGCAUUUGUAGCUUGGCGUGAGCAGCUCCACAAAUGGGACCUUUUGAUACUGGCAAAAAUGUCCCAUUUUGUAACUUCCCGUUUAGUUUAAAGU
Molecule: messenger RNA, 8329 nt
Organism: Petromyzon marinus (sea lamprey)
Lineage: Eukaryota; Metazoa; Chordata; Hyperoartia; Petromyzontiformes; Petromyzontidae
Source: RefSeq, a predicted model, not a curated record